Eupeodes corollae is the source of this 3073-nucleotide messenger RNA. RefSeq names its product neutral alpha-glucosidase AB-like. The transcript has 8 exons. Bases 314 to 3010 code for a protein of 898 amino acids. Lineage: Eukaryota; Metazoa; Arthropoda; Insecta; Diptera; Syrphidae. The record is from RefSeq and is a predicted model, not a curated record. Gene Ontology annotation, biological process: carbohydrate metabolic process; N-glycan processing. Gene Ontology annotation, molecular function: carbohydrate binding; alpha-glucosidase activity.
GCUUAAAUUUAUAAACAUUUAUUAUUUGUCUGUCAGCUGAAAAGUAAGCAGCUUUUAGUUUCAAUUUAGUUCCGAUGAUUUGAUAGAAAGGAAGUAGAGAAAUUAAAAGUGAAUAUAUGAUAAGAAAUUUUAGUUGUUUAUAAUCUAGGUAAUAAAGAUAUUAGAUAGUCGAACUGGAAAGAAAAUCAAACAAAAACAUAAUAAAGCUUCUGUGGGCCUGACUGAUCCAAAGCUUUUCCCAGAAAGUAAACCACAUUGAUUUUAAUAUAAAUACAAGAAGUUUGGAAGGAAACUUGCACAAUUCAAAAAAACCAUGCGUUUAAAACUAAUAGUAUUAAUAUUGUUCACACUCUAUCAAUGUGGGUCGGGUGUUGACAAAUCAACUUUCAAAACCUGCUCUCAAAGUAGUUUUUGCAGACGAACUCGAAAAGAUUUACCGGGAAGCUCAAAAUUCGCCGUUCUACCGGAAACACUGAAGACAUCGGAUAAUUUCGUGGAACUCGAUUUGAUCAACAAGGCAAAUGAUCAUUUGUUCAUUCUGAAACUUGAAGCCUUAGAGGAUAACAAGUUUCGAGUUCAAAUAGACGAAAAGAAUCCAUUGAAACCCCGCCACAGGGUAACAGAUGUUCUCCAGGACUCAGUGAAAAGUGGAAAUAUAAACGUUGAUACCCAAGAUGGACCCGAAAUUGUCUUUUCCUGGGGAGAAAACAAAGCCGUUCUCACAAAUGAACCUUUCCGAAUUGACUUCUAUCAGAAGGAUGUUCUAUCGGUGUCCGUUAAUGCCAAGCGAUUAAUGCGUUUCGAACAUAUUCGUCGAAAAUCAGAUGGCGAACCUACCGAAGAUCCUGAAGAAUGGGAGGAGAUGUUUGGUGAAUUUCUGGAUUCGAAGCCAAACGGACCAGAAGCCAUUGCCUUGGAUUUCUCUUUCCCUCAAGCCGAUGUUCUUUUCGGAAUACCUCAGCAUGCUGAAACUUUCGUUUUGAAGUCAACCGAAGGCGAUGAUCCCUACCGAUUGUAUAACUUGGAUGUGGCUUAUUAUGAGCUUGAAAGUAAAAUGUCGUUAUAUGGUGCUGUUCCAGUUAUUUAUGGUCAUGGAGCGGAACGAUCAGCGGGAGUGUUUUGGCAUAAUGCUGCUGAAACAUGGGUUGAUAUUUGGGAUUCUAAUAAGAAAGGUGUUUCAUCUGUUCUUGACCUUCUAACUGAACCUCGUGCGUCUGAACCCCCAGCAGCUCGUUUCAUAUCAGAAAGUGGUAUUGUUGACGCUUUUAUUUUGCUUGGACCAACUCCACUGGAUGCCUUCAAACAAUACACAGAUCUUACGGGAUCUGCCAAUUUGCCACAACUCUUUACGCUUGCCUACCAUCAGUGUCGCUGGAACUAUGACAACUCGAGUGAUGUCAUGGAUGUUGCUGCUAAUUACGAUAACUACGAUAUUCCCCUAGACACUAUGUGGCUUGAUAUCGAAUACACAGAUGAAAAGAAGUACUUCACAUGGGAUCUACAGAACUUCCCCGAUCCCUUGGCUAUGAUCAAGAACUUGACAGAUUCCAAUCGCCAUCUCACAAUAAUUAUUGAUCCCCAUUACAAGCGAGAUGAUUCCUACUUCUUCCAUCGGGAAUGCGAGAAAAUGGGUUAUUAUACAAAGAAUGUGACAAACAAAGACUAUGAGGGAUCCUGCUGGCCAGGACCAGCUAGUUAUCCUGAUUUCUUCAAUCCUACUGUUCGUUCAUACUAUGCUCAACAGUUCCCCGUGGACAAAUUCAAGACAACCACGAAGGAUGUAAUGAUCUGGAAUGACAUGAAUGAACCAUCUGUUUUCAAUGGUCCCGAAAAGACUAUGCCCAAGGACAAUAUCCAUUAUGGCGGCUGGGAACAUCGUGAUGUACAUAAUAUGUUUGGCCACAUGCAAGUUAUGGGAACUUUCCAAGGCAUGAUUGAGCGUGAUCCGAAUCAGAGGCCUUUCAUUCUGACACGAUCACAUUUUGCUGGAUCACAGAAGUAUGCAAUUGUCUGGAUGGGAGAUAAUACGGCUGCGUGGGGACAUUUGAAGAACUCCAUUAAAAUGUGUCUCUCUGAAGCGGUGGCAGGAUUUUCCUUCUGUGGAUCGGAUGUUGGCGGAUUCUUUGACAAUCCCGAACCGGAAUUGGUUGAACGUUGGUAUCAGACGGGAACAUAUACUCCAUUUUUCAGAGCCCACGCUAAUCAAGAUACCAAACGCAGAGAACCAUGGUUAUUCCCUGAGAAGACCCGUUUGGUAAUUCGCGAUGCUGUUCGAAAGCGCUAUAGCUACCUUCCAAUGUGGUAUACAAUGUUCUAUGAGCAUGAGAAAUAUGGUCUGCCAGUUAUGAGGCCUCUCUUAGCCCAUUACCCCAAGGAUAAGGAAUCGUAUAGAAUCGACACUCAGUUCAUGCUCCACGAUCUUCUGCUGAUUUGUCCUGUGAUGGAUGAAGGAGCCACUAAAAUUGAAGUAUACUUCCCGUCGAAGGAUGGUCAAAAAGAUGGUGAUGUUUGGUUCGAUACAGACAACUUCCAGAAAUACGACAAAGUUGGUUAUGAAACUAUUCAAGUCGAUUAUAAGAAGACUCCAGCUUAUCAGCGAGGAGGUACAAUAAUUCCCAAGAAGGAGAACAUUCGUCGAACAUCCACUCUCAUGAAGGACGAUCCAUAUACCUUGGUUGUGUGUUUAGACAAGAAUGGAUCAUCUAAGGGAACUUUGUACAUUGACGAUGAGAAAUCUUAUGAAUAUCGCAAGGGCAAAUAUAUCUAUGAACAAUUUGAGUUCAAGGAUAACGCCUUGAAGAAUUCGUUUGCAACAACGCCCGACUAUGACACUCCUUCGACUUUAGAACGAGUUAUCAUUGCUGGCUUGGAGAAGACUCCAAAAUCUGCAACAAUUGAGUAUGACGGAAAAUCACAGGAAUUAAAGGUUGUUUCACAUGAGCAAGCUGUAGCAAUUGAGAAUCCCGGAGUGAAUAUAGCAAAGGAAUUUGUGAUUAAACUGAACUAUUGAAAAGAAAACAUAGAUAAUGGAAGCUUUAAUAAAACUUGACUGAUUUACUUACUAACUUUAAAA